AUGGCCUACGAGAUCUACAGGCCGCACGACGUAAACAUCUCAUCUCGCGGUGUGAUUGCCAACGGUGAGUCUCUUGUGUUCGGAUCUUCCAGUUUGGUUACUGCUCCUUAUGGAGAUUACUGGAAAUUCAUGAAGAAGCUCCUUGCCAAAAAGCUUCUUCGCAAUCGAGCAGUCACAAGGCAUCCGUGCAGAGGAGUUAGAGCGAUUUUACUUUAA
Messenger RNA from Arabis nemorensis, 216 nucleotides. Lineage: Eukaryota; Viridiplantae; Streptophyta; Magnoliopsida; Brassicales; Brassicaceae. The record is from the annotation of a GenBank genome assembly.